GGAAAAAAUAUUGGAGAAUGGUUUGGACCCAGUACGAUCAGUCAAGUUAUACAGUAAGUGUGGGGUUAAUAUAUUUCUUUUCACAUAAUUAAUAAUGGAUAAAAAAAGAGCCUUAGUAUCUGAUUUCGCGCCAGCUAAUCUAUCGGUAUAUAUUGCAACGGAUGGAGUUAUAUAUCGAGAUGAUGUACAAGACGUAGCUACGGGGAAAAAACCGAGAGGGGAUUUUUCACAUCUAAUUACCAGAGUAUCUUCAGAUGAAGGAGGUAGACAAGAGGCUAAAAAUUUAUAUGAGGCUAGCAAUAAUGACGACGCAGCAACACCAGAUCGAAGAGACAGUGAAUUUAAGCCAGUUCUGAUAUUAGUGGCACUUCGGCUUGGAAUUGAUUCGCUUCAUCCAACAUAUUAUCCCGCUUUAAAAGCAUGCUUUGAGAUUCCUUCUUUUGUAGGUAUUGCAGGAGGUCGACCUAACUCUUCCUUGUAUUUUAUUGGUCUUCAAGGCGAUGACCUGAUCUAUUUAGACCCUCACUUUUCAAGACCUGCAUUGGAAACAAAGGGACUAUCUGAGUAUACAAAGGAAGAUUUUGGAACAUACCACUGUACAUUACCCAGAAAAAUUAACAUUGCCAAUUUGGAUCCGUCCAUGUUGCUUGGGUUUUAUUGCAGAACGACACAAGAUUUUGAUCUAUUGUGUGACCAACUUGAUCUGAUUUCUCAAAAACAUAGCGCUAUUGUGUCUGUACAACAAAGCGCACCUGAAUAUGAUGAGGAUGUUCGAAGUGAAAAUGACUUUGGUGUUUUGAGCGAUGAAGACGAAGAACUGUCUGUAGACGAUGAUGAUCAUUCCAUCUUUUAAAAAAUAAAAUAUAUCUUUUUUGUGUAGUAUUAAUUAA
Molecule: messenger RNA, 890 nt
Organism: Mucor mucedo
Lineage: Eukaryota; Fungi; Mucoromycota; Mucoromycetes; Mucorales; Mucoraceae
Exons: 2
Coding region: 95-853 (252 amino acids)
Molecular function (GO): protein-phosphatidylethanolamide deconjugating activity
Source: RefSeq, a predicted model, not a curated record